CUACUCGUCUUUCCCGCCCUCAGCCCCCACAUCCCCACCCCCACGCCGGCGUUGGCCCAGGGGUAUCCUCGCGGGUGGGUGAGGUCGGGGCUGGGCGAGCAGUAAGAUGGCGCCUCGGUCGGUGUGAACCCAGCUUGCCCGCCCCGGCUUCGUGAGACCUUUCUCUUGAACCUGCUAGCUUGUAUAGUGCAUCACAGGUAAAAUACAAGGAAGGUGGGAGUCAGUCAUUUUGACACCUCCUGAAAGGAAGGAACAUCCAGCAGGAGCUGAAACCUAGAGCUGAAACCUACUUCCAAUUGGUCUCGUGGCAGAGGCAGAGAGAUUGCUUCAACAGUUCCACUCAAUAUGACCUGCUCUCUAGACUCCUCUGUUGGUUUUGAUGCCUCCGGGCCUGAGCAGACUAAAAUCACAGCUCUCCUACCUAAAGACAGUGAUCCAGUCUCAUCCUGGGGUAGAUUUGGACAGGAUGAUGAUGGACUAGAUGACUCCUUACUGGAGCUUUCUGAGGGAGAGGAGGAUGAUGGUCACUUCAGUUACACAGAAGAAGAGAUUCAGGAGCUGUUGAAGGAUGAUGACUCACUAAAUGAACAGUCUCUGGGAGGAUUAAGAAAAGAUACAGGUGGUCAAGCUGAGAAGUUGGAGAACUAUAGUUGUAUUUCAUUUGACUCUCCUCAAGAUAUAAAUGUACUCUGCAGCACAGGACCCAGGGCUGGGCCAGCUAGCAUCCAUAAUCUACCUCAGAAAAAUAUACCAGCUAGGCAUGCACCCAUUCCAACCAAAUCACCUAGCAGACACUUUGUAUCAGAAAAAAAUCUCUUGAAAAUAACUCUUGUCCCACCAUUUAAUACAACAGUUUGUGAUGCAUUUGGUCCAAAAGAGACUGAGUCUUCUUCAAAAGAUGGUUCCAGUAAUGCAAACUGUUUGGGAACUCCCUCCUCCUUGGAGAAAGAUGUGAAUAGAGAAGGUCAUGGCCAGAAUGAUGGCAAACUUUGCACUAAAGAAAUUAGCUCUGCUUGUUCUGUUUGGAAAGGGACUCCACCUCCUAAAGCUGGCCCUCCACAGGGGCCUCCUAGAGCAAAUACACCUAUUUGUGAGGAGUCCGUACCUGUAGCUUCUCCGACCUUGGGACCGACUCCUAGACCAGAUGUGGCACUGUCUUCAGGCAAUGAUGGACACAAAUUAGGUGACACAGCUAGGUCUCCAGCUGUACAGUCUUCAUCUACCAAACCGGUCAAACUAGACAAGGAUUCUAAAAAGAAGGAAGGGUAUGAGAGAAGAUUAGGGAAAGUCAUUCCACUUCAACUGGCCAAAGCAAGGAGUAAGAUUCAGACAUUCUCGAAGACUGAGCUGGAACAGAAGAAGCAAAUUUAUCUUAAGAAUGUCAUUGCUCACUUAAAAAACCCUCUGGAAUCUAACCAAGACCACACAUAAGAAUCUCGCCAGAAUCCAAAGUCCUAAUUAGGAAGUCGAAGACACUGAAGAAUCCACUGAGAACCUUCAGUGAACCUGAGGCUAAGACUGCUAUAAGAAUAUCACCAGAACUCAUGCUGAAGGGAGUGUCCCACCAAAGCACCAACAAGCAGAGAACCAAGGAAGGAAUCACUCCACUCACCACUGCAAGCCAACACAGGAUCCAGGGGAAAUCUCCCCCAGUCCCGCUUACCAACACAGAGAGCAUGAAUCCUCAAGCUGGCCUUUUUAAAGCAGUUUUCUUGAUAUCACUUCCUGUCACUCCCCCACUUUAGGGGAACCAAUUGCAGUCUUUUAAUUUACCUAGAACUGCCCAACGGGCUGGGGAGUGGCCUCUGGAGUUGUUACCCACUCUAGCAAGUGACUUGUGAACUCUCAUACUUAGUGACUGCUAAGGUACUAAGUAGGGGUACUUAAGUUUUUGAUUGAUUAAACUUAAAAGUUGCUGAUUGAUAGUCAGAGAGUUUGAUUUACUCUUCACACUUUCCAAUUAAUCUUUCAGUUUUUAUCUUUAAAAUCUCAUUCCCUUAACAUCACUAAUAACUUUCCUAAUGCACAGUUCUGAUCACUUUACUCUCCUACUUAAAAACCAUAAGGACCUGCCCAGGGGCUACCAGAAGAAGACCUGACUCUGUACCUUGACCUUCAGGGAUCUCCAUAACCUACUUUUCAAGCUUUAUCUCAUAUUGCUCUCUUCUGAAAGAUAAAUAGGAUUCUUCUCUUAUCUUGAUCUCAUCCUGCCCUUUGCUUACAUUGUCCUCUAUAUUUGGCAUGCAGUGUUUCCCAUUACCCUUCACAGUUCUUUGCCAGUUUUAAUUUGGGGUGGGAGAGGGCAACUUGGUUAUGGGCUCAUCCAUGAAGCUUUCUCACAACUCCUGGCCAUAAGGAAAUCACUCAACAUACCACCCCCACUGCCACCCCUGCUCCCAAUCUCCUAUGGCACUUUGAUCCUCUCCUUUUCACUUUUCUUACGCAGAUUUUUAUUACUACUUUUUCAUCUUGAUUACUACAUUAUAAAGUCUUUGAGGGCAGGGACUAUAUCUAAUUUUAUCAUUAUAUCCUUGUGGCCUACCUCCAUUCUUGGCAUGUAGGUGUUUAGUACAUAUCUGAAUUGUUUUUGAGGUAGAAUAAAGGGAAUCCAGAAGUUAUUUGGCCAUUCUCAAGCCUAGUGUGAAAGUUUCCAUUACAAUAAAUCAAAUCUGUAUAAAAUUACAGAAUUUCAGGGCAGAAAAAGUCCUCAGGUGUUAUCUAGUCUUACCUGUACUGGAAUAAGAAUCUCCCUAGACAUCUUUGAUAAGUGGUAGGGGGGAAUAUCCUUACCUCCUGAGAGAACUCAUUCCACUUAUAGAGGGUUCUAACUGUUAGAAAGAAGCCUAAAUCAGCUUUUCUGUCACCUUUCCACAGCUAGUUGUGCCCCCUGGGGCCAAGCAAAACAAACCCAAUUCCUCUCCAAAAUGAUAGCUCUUCUGAUGCUUGAAGAGAGUUGUCAAAGCCAUCCCAGAGCUUUCCCUUUCUCCAUGCUAAAUUCAAAUAGCAACAAAAAGCAUUUAUUAAGGGCCUUGUCUGUUCUAGGCAUUGAGGUUUUCAAGACAAAAAUGUCUCUUCCCUCAAGGUGCAUACAUUCUGCUGGAACUAAAAGAUACAAAAUAAUACAAGGUCAUUUGAGGAAGGAAGAAACACUUAAUACCUUAGGGUAGAGUGGAAGAGGAAUCAAGUCAGGCUUCAGACACCAAGCACUGAGAUGGCUUUGUAUGUCCUGUGUAUUCAUUCGUGCAUAGAUAAGUUGGGACUGUUUACUUUUAAGGCUUGUUUUUGCCUUUGUAUCCCCCAAUGCCAAUCAUGUAGGAAGCAUUUGAACGCUUGAAUUUUGUUAAAUUCUUGGAGGUGAUGACAUCUGAACUAAGUAAUAAAGACCAAGGAUUCAGAAAGGCAAAGAUAAAGGAGGCGGGUAUUUCUAUCAUGCAACCUUGUACAAAGGUAUGGAGGCUAGAGAUGAUGUGUUGAGUUUAGAGCAGAAUUUAGACUAGUUGGACUGGGAGAAAGAAUCUGUGAAAGGGAAUGAUAGAAAAUCAAAGUGGAAGGUAGUUAAAUUGUGGAGGACCUUAAAUGACAGUCUAUGGUGAACCUUUUAAACACAUUGCCAUGCCCUGACCACCCCCCCCCCCCCACUGGGUGCCAUGCGAAUCCCUCUGCCUUUCUAGUAACUAACUCUAGUUAGUGGGUGACUACAUGGUGCACGUGUCUACAGAGAAGUCUUAGUGUGCCAUCGGUUCACCAUCACAGGUCUAUGCCAUUUAUAUUUUAGGCAUUGGGAAACCUUUGUGAUACUAUGAACCACUGAAGCCUUCUGAGUAGUGAGUCAACAUGUUAGAUGUGUUCCUUAGUAAAAUUAUUUUGGUAGCUUUGCAGAAGGUGAAUUAGCAGUGUAAUAGUCCAAAUGAAAGGUAAUAAAAACCUGAAUGAGAGGAGCAGCCAUAUGAGCAAAGAGAGGGAGACAGUGUAAAGAUUAAAAUUUAGGGGAGACGGGGAGACUGAGGCAUCUGAGGCAGGUAGAAAUUAGUUUCUCUCUGCAAGGAGUAUUAUAUUUUUUAGAGGUUUAUUAAAGGCUAAAGAUUAAAGAAUAUACAAGUAAGAAACAUGUGCCUAGGCCAGAGGCCUAGACAAAAUAACCUCACAUCACGCAAGAGACCGCCUGCUCCAAAACAGAAGUCCAAAAAGAGCCAAGACCCCUCAAAAGCCUUUGAAUCAGCUUAGAUACCUUCUCGAUCUCGGCCCAGGUGAGAUUACAAGGCAUUCUGGGGAAGUGGAGCAAAGGCUCGUGGGGAUUGUAGUCCUGUAUUCGAGUCUAUUUUUUACAAUGGAUGCAAAAGAUUUGUGGAGGCAGACUCAAAACAUGAUAACUGAGAUUGAAUGUAGGGUGAUAGAUGCACCUUUGCCUCUAAAAUUCCCUGACUUCCUUCAAAUGUUAGUCUAUGUAACAAACCUUUUCUUAUUCCCCUAGUUGUGGGUGCUUUCUUUCUCAAAUUUUGUAUAUGCUUACUAUUUACAUAUUUUAUUCAUUCUCCAAUAAAGUAUAAGCUCCCCAGAAGACAGAGAAUGGUUUUUGUGUUUGUUUUCCUUUAUCUCUAACUCCAUUGCCUAGCAUUGUACCACUCAUAUAGUAGACCUUAAUAAAGUAUUUCUGCAUUGGAUUAGUAUUCAUAAGGGAGAAAGGACUAAAUGCAGGUUAGGUUGGUAGGAAGAGUGAAUUUGUUAGUCAUGGGACUGAGAAAUCAAGGAUGCCAUCUUCCAGGAUCUUGUGAUGGAUGGCAUCAGUUUCCAGGGUUUGUUUUCUGAAUAUAGAAUAAUGGGAGGGGCAGAAUUUAUAGAGAGGACAUACCAUGGAAUGGACUGCCUCAGGAGGUGAUAGGCUGUUUUUCAUUAGAUGUUUUCAGACUGGUGUUGGAUGACCACUUGCUGGGUGUCAGAGUGGGGAUUCCUUUCAUUUAGGGUUUGGACUAGAUUAGACUGCUCAAGACCCCUCAAGACUGUCAGAUUUUUGCAAAUCACUUAAUCAUUCAGUGAACUACUGUAUGCUAAGUACUGUGCUAAGUGUGAAGGAUAUAAAUGAGUAAAAAAGAAAGUUUCUGUCCUCAGUGAGCUUAUAGUCUAAUGGGGAAAGACAAUAUACAAAAGGAAGCUGAAAAGGAGAGGAGGAGAAGGUACCAGAGUUGGGGCCUGGUGGAGAAGUCAGUCAGAAAUAUCCCAAAAGUAGAGUAGCCAGGAGAAAUUUUGUUGUUUGAGCUGAGCUUCCCUUAAAUCAAAGUUUGGAAUUUUUGGCCUUACCCUCUAAUCAGAGAGACAGAUGAUUGAUGAGGUAGAGUGUCAAGAAUGAUAAGAUCUUAAAGGCUGAUGAAGACAUCCCAAUUCUGAGCUUCUUGCGGCCCUGGAAGAGAAAUCAGUUAAAGAAGUCCUAUGAUCCUUUGAUAGGUAGGGAAAUAGUUCCGUUACCAAUGAUAAUGGGUAAAUUAGAAAAGCAUUGUUGUGGUGAGUGAAUUAGUUCAGUUUUUGCCACAGUCAACACUUGAUCUUGUAUAAGCAUUUAAAACCCCACAAUGUGGGUUGUGUCUGUUUCUCUCAUUAUUUGAGGGUUAUCUAUCUCCUGCAAAGGCCUGGGUCUUUAUAGAAUUUUCAGGUAGAGUCAGCUAGAGAAUGGUCAGAUAUAGUCAUACUAGAUAGAGGACAAUUUUUUUGAUUUGUAGAUUAUAUUGUUUAACUGUAAAUUUACCACUCCAGCUACCAAACUUCAUCCCACUUAAAAAAACAAAACAAAACCAAAACCCUUACUUGCUGUCUUGUCAUUUCUAAGACAGAAGAGUGGCAGUGGCUAGGCUCUUGGGAUUAAGUGGCUUGCCCAGGCUUUACACAGCUUGACCUGAACUCAGGUCUUCCUUCUGGGCCUGGUACUCUCUCGUGUUCUUUAGCAGAUAAGGUCAAAAAGAUGUUAGGAUCUGACCCAGCUAAAAAGAGCCAUGAAUAAAUGUUGGGAUCUGACCAAGGGAGAAAGAAGCCACAAAUAAUUUUCACAGAGAUGCUUCUGUGUUCUGCUGAAGGCCAUAGCAAAGCUGAUUAUGCAAGCAGCACGUGUAAUAUCUGGGAAUGAACUUUGGCCCUUGGUAUUGUUUGGGUUUGUAGAGGAGCCCUAGAAAUGUUUUGGGUAAUGUUUUUACAUAAAUAAUAUUCUAUGGGAAAGAAAUGCCUCUUAAAUAUGAUGUAAUACUUAGCACUUCUCUCUCUAUAAAAAUCUUUCAUAUCUAUAAUAAAUGAAGUUUGUACAAAACCCCCAUCUGGCCUUUACUUUUUCUCUCAGUGUGGAACCCUGGCAUCAACACCUACUUGUCCCUUCUUCUCACUUUUAAUAUGAAGGAAAGGUUUUAGAGAGUCCCAAGUUAGGUAGAAUAUGCUAAAUGAACCCCUCUAGCUACUGGAUGGUUCAAGUAUCUUAGAAUCCAGGGUCUUAAGUCUGACAUUCUUUCUUCCUUAUCUAUUUUUAAAUGAAUAAACUUCAUCAUGAGAGGUUUUCAGUGGAGUCUUUACUCUCUGCUGUUGGGGUAAUAAGGCUGAAGAACCAGGUGGUGAGAGAUGAGUGGGCUAAGGGACAUGCACUGCAGAAACAAUCUUGGAGCUGUUAAUGGUUCCAUUUUGAGACCUGGACACCAGGAUGUGUGUACUUUGCCAAACCUCCCUUGGUGAAGUUUUGGCAGGAUUACUGCAAUGUGAAACCUUUGAAGAGCUGAUAUUUUACUGAAAGGGCUAUUUCUGCACAAUUGGGAAGGCACAGUUUGUAACCACAUGCUAUAGAACCUGGACUUUAAAACAGAUUCAUUACAGAAUCUUAAUUGGAAUGGACUUCAGAGUUCAUCUAGUUCAACAUGUACUUGAGCAAAAGCCCUCCCUUCAACAUACCCAACAAAUCAUUCACCUUGUUCUGAGACCUCCAGUGAGGAAAUGUACAUAAACAAUCCAAGGCAGACUUUUAGUAGCUCUAAUUUUUAGAAAGUUUCCCCCUAUAUUUGAUCUAAAUUUGCCUCUUUUCAACUUCUUUCAACUUGCUCCUAGUUCUACCUCCUGGGACCACACAGAACAAAACCAAUCUCUCUUUCAUGAGGCAAUCUUUUAAAAUAUGAAGGUGGUUCAUGUGUCUUUUCUUUAGGCUAAUCAUCCCCACUUCUUUCAACCAACCUUUACUCAUUGAGUCCCUUAAUUAUCCUGAUUGUCCUCUGCUUUACACUCUCUGUGACUGGCCUUCCCAAAUGUUGACCUGAACUGAAUACAACAUUCCAGAUAUGUCUUAGCUUAGAAGACUGAACUGUCACCUCUUUAGUUCCCUGAAUGAGACCCAAGAUAGUAUUGACUUUCUUGAUGGCUUUGACAUGCCAUAGAUUCAUAUUGAGCUUGUGUACUAACUGACUCUUUCAUUUAAGUUUUUUUUUCACCCUGAAGAGUGAAAAGUGGUGUGUUUGAAAGAAUUCUUAGACAUUCUCAUAGGCUUCAAAUGUAUAUGUAUAUGUAUAUGUAUGUAUAUGGUAAUGCUGUGAACUAAAUUUAAAACGCUUCUUUUAUUGGGUUGUCAUUCUAAUAAUAUAUAGUUCUGGGAAACCUUCACUGCCUAUCACUGAGGACUCCCUCCUCUUGGCCUAUAGUUUUCUUGGUUGCCUGUGUCCACUGCAAGUCUUGUGAUAAAUCCUUGUAAGUUGACUGCUCUUGAAUGCAAUACCUGGUUCCUAUGUACUUGCCUUCUGGAUACCAACACUGAUGAUGUGCUUAGACUCCAGCCUAAAUAAGGGCCCUUGAAUACUGAUUUUUGUGUA
Messenger RNA from Monodelphis domestica (gray short-tailed opossum), 7820 nucleotides. The record is from RefSeq and is a predicted model, not a curated record. NCBI's taxonomy places the organism in Eukaryota, Metazoa, Chordata, Mammalia, Didelphimorphia, Didelphidae.